AUGGCCAGUAAGGGCCCCCGGCCUGCCUGCGUCGAGGAUUACGACGAAGAACACCACGCCAUCCUACCCGACACUAGGCUUUCAGCCAAUAUUACUGCUAAUUCAGCUGUCAAAAUACAUUCCAGGUUGGAAAGAUUCCAGGAGCCGCUGAUCGACGGCGCCAGUGACUCAGGUUAUUCUAGUCGCACCGCCGCCACCGUUAAUAGCACCCAAUCUGGGCCGUCGGGCGGAAAAAGCCCCCCGACCCCUCUUAAGCUGGACACCCCCAAACGUACCGACCUCACUAGGAAAAGUUCAACCAGAGAACGCAACGACAAGGAACGAUCACGACCCUCGCGCGAAGAGAAGAUGGUUGGUGCCUAUCCGGGCACUGCCCAUCAUGCUCACGUGCCCCGGUCGUUGUCCAAGCCUCGUCGACGAGAAUCUUCCCAUGCUCGCCAAUAUCACGACAGCUACUACGAUUACCCUACCCAGUACCAUCAAUCAGCCCCGAUUGACCAUCGACAGAGCGAUUAUUCCUACUACCCCCAGCCACGUCCACCUGUCCCAGAAUACUCAUCGUCCCCUCACGCUUCUCGAUAUCCAGGCGGUGCUAUAGAGAACAUUCACGUCAGUCACCCUAGUCGACCCAGCCGCUCCACUUCAUAUCAUACCUACCACCCAGACGGACGACCGAUGAGUUUCCACGGGGUGCCACAUGGAAUGGGUUCAGGGAUGGCAUCUCCGAUGUACUCCCAGCACGGAUACGAACAGCAUGGCCCUCCACCAGCCAGCUCAGCAUACAUGCACCAAUACUCGUCAUCUCAAUAUGGAGGAGGACAGCACUACUACGCCCCAUCGGCCUCGGACUACCCCGCUUCGGAGUAUCAACAAGAGCGGUCCCCGUCCCGGGAGCCACCACGUCGUCGGUCUUCAUCUGUAUACACCGCGCCUCAGCCACCCAUGGACUCUGGGGCAUAUUCGCCAUGGUAUGAUGAUGAGCCACCUAUGGAACACUAUUCCUCGCGGGAUGACCGCCCUUCAAGGCACCAGGAACCGGAUGAAGACUACUAUCGCUUGCCACCCCCAGGAGCUAAGCCCAAGCCCAGGGCUAUCCCACAAAUUCACCAAGCAAAGCGACCAGAGCGCCCAGAUCCACCAAGGAAGAUGCAUACCUCUGCCGGUAUAGUUCCCUCCCAACGUCGCCCAUCCAGGGCUAUGGAGAGGGAGCGAGACAGGGACAGAGCCAUGGAGCGAGAUCUGGACCGCAUGGACAUGACGGAACUUGGAGGUGCCUUGCCGGUAAUUCAGGAUCGUUCCCAUCGUCGAAUUUCAAGGGACGCCCCGUUGCCAGAGAGAGCCCAUAGCCUACGAGACACUCACCGACGAUCAACGUCCUACCAGGACGAUCGACGGUCUGCUCAGGUGGCCGUGGCAAGCUCUCGGCGGCGGAGGCCAACCGAGUAUUACUACGAGGACCCAUCCAGUGCCAGCGGGGAUCUCGAAGACCGUGAACGUGACGCUGAGAACUACCAGGCAGCCCGAUCCGGCCGAGCCUCAACAGCUGCACUGUCUCCUUCCUCGGAUGCCAUGCUCUCUGCCAAAGCGCCUCCCGGCGCCGGGAGCGAGAGCGGCAGCCAGAAGAGUCGGUCCAGCCGUGGCAGUGCCGCACCUUCACGGAAGGAAGAUGACAAGAAUAUGACCCUGACCUUGAACGGAUUUCAAAUUGGAUUUACAUCUGAAGCAGUUGCAGGCAAAUCUAUUAACAUUCGUGCUGGGGAGACCGGGGCUGUUCGAUUGAACAUCGGCGGCCCGCGACCACCCAAGCAGCAUGUGAACGGUCCCAGCUCUGAGUACACAAGCGGCUCCAGCCGUCGGGCACUUGAAGAUGUGGCAAGGCGUCCCCGGGACGACAGACGGCCGGAACGGCCUGGUCGUCGAGACCGAGACCGAGACAACCGGUCGGCCUAUGGGACUCGCUACAAUUGA
Penicillium vulpinum is the source of this 1968-nucleotide messenger RNA. RefSeq lists its product as uncharacterized. The coding region runs from base 1 to 1968 and encodes 655 amino acids. The record is from RefSeq and is a predicted model, not a curated record. Lineage: Eukaryota; Fungi; Ascomycota; Eurotiomycetes; Eurotiales; Aspergillaceae. The transcript has a single exon.